AUGAAAGAGAAUGGUAGAAAGAGUAGAAGCAAUGCAUUGAGGGCCACUUUAAAUCCCAAUUCUCAAAACAACAACAUAUCAGACUUAGAUCUAUACAAAAAACACAAAGCAGAAUAUGGUACCAGAUUGAUGACUGAAGAUUUGACCAGUCCUGAAGAAAUCAUGCUAUUAAAUGAAGGGUCGCCAACGACAUUACGCAGUAAGGGUAAAUCAUUUACCGAAAAUGAUGAAAAGGAUAGUAUGCGUAAGGUAGUAAUAAACAAUUUAGAAGAAGAUAAUUUAGAUCCACCAAAACUAAAAAAAGAGCUACAGUUUAUAGGAAAGAAGAAAGCAUCUCCACAAUACCAAGUACUGGAAAAUAAAGAAAGAAGUCUUGAUCCUAUUGAGAGGCAUCGAAGGAAAACUUCCUUACUGAAGGCUAUAGGUGAACCAGUACCUCUACCAUAUUUACAAAAUGGCCCGAAUAAUUAUGUUAAUGUAAAAAAUGAAGAAUCACAAAGAUUUGAUCAAACUGAGAUGGACUCGAUUGACCAGAGGUGGAAUUCUGUCAUUGAAUCUAAUCGUAAGAUAGUUAAAGCUAGACUUAAUGAAAUAAGGAAUGCAGGAAAGGGAAUCAGAUUGGAUUCACCCCAACCCCGACGAGUGUCUGAGGAAAACGUUCAAGGCCAUAGUCAUAAUAUUUUAGAACAAUCAGAAAAAAGUAACGUUUCAUUAAAAUCAGAGGGCCAUCAGGAUAUGUAUGCCUCAUUUGACGAUGGAUACGGUGAUUCGAUUGUAAUUGGUACACCGAAACAAGACCUUAUCAAGUCGAAAAGACUAGAUGACGCCAAGGUUCUAUCAGAUAUUAAGUCUAUCUUACUAGAAAACAGUACCAAGCUAGAUACUGUUAUUGAAGUCUUGGGUUCGAGUAAAAAAGUGAAACUCGAUAAAAACAAUAAAAUUGCGUUGAAUCGAUUGUAUUAUAGCAAGAACAAUUUAUAUUGGAUACUUUGUAUUAUUAUACUCCUCAUUUGUAACAUUUAUGUAUAUUAUUAUGUAUGA
Molecule: messenger RNA, 1041 nt
Organism: Nakaseomyces glabratus
Lineage: Eukaryota; Fungi; Ascomycota; Saccharomycetes; Saccharomycetales; Saccharomycetaceae
Gene: KAR1
Product: Kar1p
Source: RefSeq, a predicted model, not a curated record